Panicum virgatum (switchgrass) is the source of this 567-nucleotide messenger RNA. RefSeq names its product alpha-galactosidase-like. The transcript has 9 exons. The coding region runs from base 1 to 567 and encodes 188 amino acids. NCBI's taxonomy places the organism in Eukaryota, Viridiplantae, Streptophyta, Magnoliopsida, Poales, Poaceae. The record is from RefSeq and is a predicted model, not a curated record. Gene Ontology annotation, biological process: carbohydrate metabolic process. Gene Ontology annotation, molecular function: hydrolase activity, hydrolyzing O-glycosyl compounds.
AUGGCGAUAAGGCCUACAAGUUGGAACCACUUCCACUGCAAAAUAAACGAAAAGAUAAUUCGAGAAAUCGCUGAUGCUAUGGUGGAUAAGGGCCUUGCAAAGCUUGGUUAUGAGUAUAUCAACAUAGAUGAUUGCUGGGCAGCUUAUGACAGGGACUCCCAGGUCACGGACUUGCAGCAAAUUGAUGCCCGCAUGACAGCUAUUGCCGACAAGAAGAACAAGUGGGCAUCAUACGCUGGGCCUGGUGGAUGGAAUGAUCCAGACAUGUUAGAAGUUGGAAAUGGGGGCAUGACAACAGAAGAGUACCGCUCCCAUUUCAGCAUAUGGGCUCUAGUGAAGGUUUGGGCUGGUCCACUUACUGGAGGUAGAAUUGCUAUGGUUCUAUGGAACAGAGGAUCAACUGAAGCAUCCAUCACUGCCAGCUGGAGCAGCAUUGGACUUAAUGCAUCAACUGUCGCUGAUGCUCAUGAUCUCUGGACAGAUGAGAUUAUAUCAUCAGUGCAAGGAGAACUAAAGGAAACAGUGGAUUCUCAUGCUUGCAAGAUGUAUGUUGUGACACCAAAAUAG